Messenger RNA from Rhinocladiella mackenziei CBS 650.93, 1842 nucleotides. Its product is annotated as dihydroxy-acid dehydratase. Gene Ontology annotation, biological process: branched-chain amino acid biosynthetic process. The record is from RefSeq and is a predicted model, not a curated record. The transcript has 2 exons. Lineage: Eukaryota; Fungi; Ascomycota; Eurotiomycetes; Chaetothyriales; Herpotrichiellaceae. Gene Ontology annotation, molecular function: dihydroxy-acid dehydratase activity. Bases 1 to 1842 code for a protein of 613 amino acids. Gene Ontology annotation, cellular component: mitochondrion.
AUGAAAGCUUCAGCGUCCCUCAGAGGUCUGCGCCGGAGGCAAGUAAAGACUCAGCUUUAUAAUCAAAGGCCUCGCUUGUUUUCAUCUUCCCGACACCGUCCUCAUGACCCCUCCGAUCUCACCGACCUCAACAAGGUCUCAAGACAUGUCACCCAACCGAAAUCUCAAGGCGCCUCCCAGGCCAUGUUGUACGGCACCGGAAUGGACGAAGCUGAUAUGAACAAACCGCAGGUGGGAAUAUCUUCUGUCUGGUACACGGGGAAUCCGUGUAACAUGCACUUGAUGGAUCUUUCAAAUAUGGUGAAAAAGGGUGUGGCGGAUGCGGGAAUGGCCCCGAUGCAGUUCAAUACAAUCGGUGUCUCGGACGCAAUCAGCAUGGGCACCACGGGAAUGAGGUAUAGUCUACAAUCAAGAGAAAUCAUUGCCGAUUCGAUAGAGACUGUGAUGCAAGGGCAAUGGUAUGAUGCCAACAUUUCAAUCCCCGGCUGUGACAAGAACAUGCCAGGCGUGAUGAUGGCCAUCGGCCGCGUCAAUCGACCUUCCCUCAUGGUUUAUGGAGGUUCCAUCGCACCCGGUUGUGCAAAGACACAAAACAACGCGGACAUCGAUAUCGUCUCGGCAUUCCAAGCGUAUGGGCAAUUCAUUGCCGGCGAAAUCGACGAAGAGCAGCGCUUCGAUAUCGUUCGCCAUGCAUGUCCUGGCGGUGGAGCGUGUGGUGGAAUGUACACCGCCAACACCAUGGCAUCAGCCAUAGAGACCCUCGGUAUGACAUUACCAGGCAGUUCGUCCAAUCCAGCGGUAUCCAAAGCUAAACAACUCGAAUGUCUUGCCGCCGGCGGAGCCAUCAAAACCCUAUUAAAACUCGACCUCCGACCCCGCGACAUUAUGACGCGACAAGCCUUUGAAGAUGCCAUGGCCGUCGUCAUGAUCACGGGCGGUUCGACCAAUGCUGUUCUCCACCUAAUCGCCAUGGCUGACGCCGUAGGCAUCACACUGACCAUUGAUGAUUUCCAAGCCGUCAGCGACAAAACGCCCUUCCUCUCUGACCUCAAGCCCUCUGGCAAAUACGUCUUCAACGACCUCCACAAUAUCGGCGGUAUUCCCACGCUCCUCAAAUUCCUUAUCAAAGAAGGCAUCGUCAAAGGCGAUGGCAUGACUGUCACAGGCCAAACUCUCAAGAAAAACGUCGAAUCCGCACCGGAUUUGCCCUCUGAUCAGGCCAUCAUCAAACCAUUCUCCCAACCCAUCAAAUCAACAGGUCAUAUCCAGAUUCUCCGCGGGAGCCUCGCGCCCGGUGGCUCCGUAGGCAAAAUCACCGGCAAAGAAGGACUCCGUUUCACCGGUCAAGCCAAAGUCUACGAUGCGGAGGAUCUUUUCAUCGAAGCCCUAGAGCGUGGCGAGAUCAAAAAGGGCGACAAAACCGUCGUGGUGAUUCGCUACGAAGGUCCGAAAGGAGGGCCUGGCAUGCCUGAGAUGCUCAAACCCAGCUCCGCCAUCAUGGGCGCCGGCCUGGGCAAGGACGUCGCACUUAUCACAGAUGGACGCUUCAGCGGAGGUUCUCACGGCUUCCUGAUCGGGCACAUUGUGCCUGAGGCCAUGGAAGGCGGACCUAUUGGUCUUGUACGUGACGGCGACGAAGUUGUCAUUGACGCAGAAACGCGUACGUUGGACCUCAAUGUUGACGAAGCUACGCUCGCGAAGCGGAGGGAAGACUGGAAUGCGAAUAAGCCGAACCCACGCGUGAGGAGGGGCGUGUUGGCCAAAUACGCCAAACUUGUCACCGAUGCGAGCCACGGGUGUAUUACGGAUCGGGAGGAUGUGUUGGAUGUGCACGCUGCUUAG